This is a messenger RNA of Cydia pomonella (codling moth), 2376 nucleotides long. RefSeq lists its product as uncharacterized. Lineage: Eukaryota; Metazoa; Arthropoda; Insecta; Lepidoptera; Tortricidae. The transcript is spliced from 3 exons. The record is from RefSeq and is a predicted model, not a curated record. The coding region runs from base 604 to 1830 and encodes 408 amino acids.
AGCCUCCUUGCGGAUCAUCCGUGGUCCAAAAGGAGCCGGUCACAAGCCCGGGUAAAUGAGGAGUGCACAGGUCGUGUUGUCAUCUCGGGGGAAACCCCGUCAUGGCAACACGCCCCAAAACCCCCAGGGUCAAGGUGGGAGGACGUGCCGAGGGCCCUCACAGCCGGCUGUGGGCAGCGGGGGGUUGGUGCCGAUUGGGCUCGCAAGCGGAGGAGGGGAGGGGGGACAGGGCCUGUGUUGUGUCUGGCGGAAGGGGAGGGGUGGAGGCUGGGGAACCCCGGGGUGUCGUGGAGAGAUGCCCUUGGGGUGAAGCGCCUCUAUCCCAAACUGGAAGCUGGAGUGGUGGGCAUAUGUGUACAAGUGUUAGCCCCGGGAGGUCACGAGCGACUUCCUUGGGGUAAACCGACGUGCACAGUCCCAUCGCAGACAAGCAACGCAGGAGCUGUUCUUCCAUGCUUGCAAGCCUACUCGGCACAAUCGCUGUCGUGUACGACUAUGCGCAGGGGGGUGGCGCCACUGCGUAGGUGUAAAUGUUGCUGGGUGGACGGCAAGGGAGCACUGCUACCACUCUAAUUUUAUUUCUUCCCAUAAAAUUUAUAGCGUAUGGAUAAGGUUGAUAAAAUGCACAAAAACAAAAAUAAAAUCACCGCGCAAGCGGAGAAGGAGCCCGCAAGGGUAGAAGAAAGGGAGGGUGGGAAGCCAGCCGGUGGACCCCCGACCAUCAUAGAAGGCGGAACCUUGAGCUCUGGUGAAUCGGAGCAUGGAGGUCAGGAGAGGAGCAGUAAAGGUACCCCGGAUGUCCUGCAACUGGAGGGCCUGACACUGCAUGAGGAAGAGGCGCUGCUACAAUCACCAUCGAGGGAGGAAACCGUCAGGGAGGCCACACCGGUGGUGAAGGAGCAGUUCCACAAGUACGAGUCGAAGGCUCAAAAGAAGAAAGCGAAAUUGCUUAGGAGGAGGGCUGCGAUUGCUGGGGAAGGGAGUGGCAUUCCCGUGGCAUUUACCAAGGGGGAGGCCAAACCCGGCCCGAGCAACCGCGGUCUAAAGAUGAAACGACAGAGCACGGAUGAGGGUCGCUCGGAGCGUCCUCCGGCGAAGCGUCAUAAUCAAGGUAAGGCGGUCGCAGAGGGACCACGGAACGUUGCUAAGGCGAAUCGAGGUCUCGCUGUGGCUGUAAGCCGGGAGGAUGGCGUUUCGGUGGAUGAGGCUCUGGCGAAACUCAUAAGAAAGAAGCUUACGCAGCUGAUUGAAGUGGUCGUCUUGAAGGUAGUCAGGGGGGAGCCAGGCUUGGUAGCGCCAAGAUUCGCUACGUCGGGGUUGGUGUCGGAAGGAUUUUUCCUUGUGACACCAAAAACGACGGAGUCGAGGGAAUGGCUGCUAAGUCAGGACUUCGGAGAGCUGGACGGCCACAAAAUCAUCGUGCGGAAGCUGGAGCAGACUAGGGUGCAGGUUUGGGUUCCGGGCGAUACCGACACUGAGUACGUAAAGGAGUUCCUUUACGCUCAGAAUCCGGAUCGACCGGAACUCAAAAUUCUGCACUGGAAAGCGGUAGGUAGGGAGGCACUAGAACUAGGAACCCGACUGACCUAUAUGGUUCCAGAAGGUGUCGAGGAGAGCUGGGGCGAGGAGAAGACCAAGGUAUUGGACUUCUCGGCCACUAGCGUCCGAGUCCGGAUUCUGAGGGCGAAUCCAAAUCCACAACCCUCAGAAUCCAAACAAGAUGGAACAGAAGGAGAACCCGAGCUGAAGCAGGAGGGGGCGAAACCCGUCGAUGUCCAUACAGGAGGAGAGGAGAGUAUGGAUGUCGCCGGAGAUGAACCCUCCGAGUAGCAGCUCGGGGACAACGACACUACACAUAGAUGAAUAGGAAGGCUGACACACAAAGAACACUACACAAACACACACACACCAAGUACACCAACACACACACGAAUAUAUGCCAAGUAAACCUCCAGCAUUGCAAAGAUGCAAUGUCCGAGUUAGGACAGUAUGUUAGGAGGGCCAAAGUAGAUAUAGCCCUGCUGCAAGAACCCUAUGCAUGGAAGAAUCAGGUGGCAGGCCUGGGACAUCUGGGGGGAGCUCUCUACUACGAAAGGAACGAGAUCUUGUUGUUGUGGAGGCCCACUUCAUGAAUGACAAAGGAAGAAGUUACAAGGUGGCGCUGGCGUCCUGCUACUUGCCGGGAGACGGAGCAGCACCGACGCUAGAACUAGAAGAAGCGGUACUGAGGUACAGAGGAAAACAAGAAGAUUUGAGGAGAUUGGUAUGGGAAUGCCGCCGGGACAGUAACCUGCAGCUCCAACUACAGGGAACUGGGCUGAAUGAACGCAACAUGCGAUCGACAGCCCGCCUGCUUCCGGCCGGGCGUCCCUACAC